UGAAAAUUCGUCAGCAGAAAUGUAAUGGCCGUCAUUGUCUUGUGCCCAUUAAGUCGUUUAAGGCAAUCGUGACCAGUAUCCUGGCACUUGAAUACACAGAGUAUAAAACACGACAGUGAAUACAAGUUUCUGACCGAGAUGCAGUCCAUUUAACGUGUCCUUUAAAAAUCAAGAAGAUGAGUUCCAAUACGAUCUCAGCCCUAGCUCUUUUAGGAAUCAUUCUAAUGAGCAUGAUUCUUCACAGCCAAGCAUUUACACCAGCAGGUAUUAGUCAACUUUCUCGACUAAGAAGCAAACGAAGAGAAAACUUUGAUGUCUCUAAAUGCGAAGAGGUAAAUAUUGUUAAGAUACAGUAGAAGCUUUCUAGCAGAUCUAAAAACAGAUCCACAAAAGGCUCGUUUUAAGCUAGUGGUUAACUUAAAACUAUAGCUCAAAGGUAGCAAGGCGCUUUUGGAUAAGGGAUUUUCAUAUGUCAGCUGGGAAAAUUCGAUUUGAAGACUCUGAGCCGUUUUCACACGGAACUGUUUGGUGAAUAAGAAUAAGAAGGGAGCAGUAAAGUGUAAACUUAGCAUGGGAACAAUUAAAGGUAAACAGAAAUUAAUUCUGAUAAGUAAAAAUCAAAUAGUGCUUUAAGGCUGCCAAACACCUAUUUCGAUUUAUCUCUUAAAAUCGACAUUAAUGUCAUGUUCGCUUUAUGAUUUCUUACGUUCAUGCCAGAAAACCCAGUCUUUGAAUUCAACUCUUGAACUAAAUUCAGUUACCAGACACACAUGUACUUGUAUGAUUGGCUAAAAAAUGAAACGGUCAAAAUUAAUACUUAUCGUUCAGAAAUGUCGGCUGAGUAGUUAAAACAUGGUGUCGAUGGUUCAUAUUAGGCAGCUUUCUCUGAGGCUGCUUGCGAGUGAUAUGCCGGGGUUUAACCAAUAGCUGAGAAGUGCGCAAAAAUGUAGUAUGUUUUUGGGGCUAUACACGAGAUAACGGAAUCAGUUCGGAAUGAUUUUCGUUCCAGAAUAAAGCUCGUGCUGCAAUUAAAUGACAAAAUUGAUCUGCUCAGUCAAAGACGGUUUUGUCCGCAUGUUUCCGUGGAUGAACCUACGCAUGCGUCACUUGCCCCAGAAUUCACGGUUUGCGAUUUGCUGUUGUCAUCAUUUGCCUUAGUGAAUGAUACUGAGGCGAGCGUAAGAACUCUUUUUGUGAGGCUUGAUAGUUAUAUUUUUCAUUAGUUAUUAAAUUAAUUAAACAACAAAAAUAAGAGUUCAGCUCAUCCAAGUCUAGAAAUUUUGGUACAAUCAGCAAUUAAUUUUCAUUUUUCAAUUUUUAUCUAUAAAGCAUCUAAUCCGCUGCACAUCAAAUAACUUGUCUCAGAAGAGCUUUGAGAAUAAUGACAGUUUUGCUAAAUCAAAUUUCUCAUAAUUAAACACAAUCAUGCGAAUGUUCUAAUAAUCAACAAAUCAAAAUCACUAUUCGGGUUUCAGGAAGUGACGUCACUGGACAGCAUCAGCGGCUAGUUGAUUCAGACGUCUCUCUCGGGAGUUUGAAACUAGAGGAGACGGCUGAUUUUCAGGGUAACAACCGGAAAUUAUCCAAGAAAAUUUUACAGAAACGUUACUGCAAAAAGGAGUCUCAAAAGUCACAAACCAGCGUCAGUGUUAUUUUGUUUCUGACACAGGUUUCCAUGGGAAAGUUUCGAGGUUAUAAUGAGUGGAGAUAAAAGUAAUUUUUUCCCUUUGACAUGAUAUGAUAAAUUUGACCUUGCGAUAAGUUUAUUAUUGCUACGUGCGAUAGCAUUCAGAACUACAGAAAGUUUUAAAAGAGGGAUUGAUAGUUAAGACUAAGUGAACCUGAUAAUGUAUAUUUCUAUGGAUUUUUUUGCGAAAGGUUUUAUAAGGUGCCAUGGAUUUCUGCGGCCGUACCACCACUCAUCAUUUAGUACCAUCGUAACUUGAUUUCAUUAAUCUUUAUCUUUUUUUCCUUUUCCAGGUCAAAGCUACAAUACAGGCUCUGUUAAAGGAAGUAAUUAAUCUGCACUGUCCUUCAAGGGAAAGAAGGAGCAAGGACACUAAUCAGAAGUGAAUAAAGACUACUGGCCGUGAAUGAAUUGCUGACAGAUUUCGACCGGCGAAAAGUGCCAAGCUGUUAGAAUGGCGUCGAGUUUACAAAAAAAAACGAACGAAAGCCAUGACGUAGAGCUUAAAGUGAUACGCUUCAGAUAACGCUUAUGAAAGAACUCAUAUUCUUAACGAUGUAUAAAUUUAAUAAAGAAAAAUAACGAAU
Molecule: messenger RNA, 2274 nt
Organism: Porites evermanni
Lineage: Eukaryota; Metazoa; Cnidaria; Anthozoa; Scleractinia; Poritidae
Source: the annotation of a GenBank genome assembly